Symbiodinium natans is the source of this 858-nucleotide messenger RNA. NCBI's taxonomy places the organism in Eukaryota, Dinophyceae, Suessiales, Symbiodiniaceae. The record is from the annotation of a GenBank genome assembly.
AUGUCUGAAGUCUACAUCAAGGAGCCAGGCACAAAGGGCAAGGCCGUGUUGCAGACCACGCAUGGCGACCUGGAGAUUGAGCUCUGGGCAACAGAGACGCCCAAGGCCUGUCGAAACUUCUGCCAGCUGAUUCUGGAAGGGUACUACAACGGCACCACCUUUCACCGAGUGAUUCGCGACUUCCUGGUCCAGGGCGGAGAUGCCACCGGCACGGGUGAUGGCUGCGAGAGCAUUUAUGGCCAGCCAUACCCCGACGAAGUCCAUCCUCGGCUGAAGUUCAGGUAUCGCGGCAUGAUGGGUGUGGCCAGUGCCGGCAGAGGGACAAAGACAAACGGCAGCCAGUUCUUCAUCGCCAUGGGCCGCCUUCCCUCCUUGGACGGCAAGCACACCCUCUUCGGAAAGGUGGUGGGGCAGACGAUCUACAACCUCGUCCGCCUGAACGAGGUCGAGGUCGACAAGAACGACAUCCCCGUCGAUCCCCCGAGGAUAAUACGGGCAGAGUUGGUUUGGGAUCCAUUCGGCGACCUCGAGCCGCGCUACAAGGUGGGUGGUCCUGCGAAGGCGUUGAAAGGCGACAAGGACGAGCACAGGCGCGCCCCAGUCCACAAGAAGAAUGUUCUCUCUUUCGCCGAAGACUGCAGCGAAGAGGAGGAGCAGGAGGACACCAAAGCAGGAGGAAAGGUCAAGAGCGCGCACGACGUCCUUAACGAUCCACGACUCCUGCGAGAAGUGGCCUAUCCUGAGGAGGUUGCCGAGAAGAAGAGCCUGCGCGACAGCAAGCGCUCGGCUCCCGCAAACGAGGAGAGCGCCAAGAGGCCGAAGGCUGCCGAGAAGUCUACGGCCUUCGGCCAUACCUGA